UUCACGUCAAACACAGUCAUUGUCUAACUGCCAGUCUGCAGUGUCAUCUUAGUUUUUACUUACAAGAAUAUUUGAGAGGAUCAAGAAAACAUGGAAUUCUCAGAGAACAGCACUAAAAAGAGGAUCAAGAAGGAGUCAUUCGUCGACAAAACGAAAGAGCCUCAUUUGUUGUUUUAUCGCAUUCCACCAAUCGAGAACAUUUCCCUCUCUGAAUUCGAGGAGCUGGCAAAACGAAGAUUGGCAGUUUUGAAGCAUGUUGAAUCUGUUGGUAUCCGACAUGUCAAAGGAAGCGAGGAGUACAAUGAAAGGAUGGAUAAAGAACUCAAGAAAUUGAUGCCCAUUGCUCACAGGAAGAUGAGUGGAGAAGAUUUGGCAGCUCACAAGCGAGAUGACCGAAUCUCACAUUUCAUCUUGAGGUUGGCGUACUGCAGAUCGGAAGAUCUGAGGCGAUGGUUCAUUCAGCAAGAGCUUGAUCUGUUCCGAUAUCGAUUUCUGAGGGAAUACAGUGAAUCUGUCACUCAAUUCCUGGCUGAAAACAAGCUUCAUUAUACCCCAAUCCCUGAGAACGAGAAGGACGCAUUGAAUGAGAAGCUGGUGAGAUCGUCGUCGGGGAUCAGCGCAUCCAUGAUGGCCCAUACAGACUUCUUCAAGGUGCCUUUCACAGAGGCAUUGGACCUGGUCAGAGGGAGGAAGGUCUUCAUUCAAAAAGGAUAUGCCUUUGUACCACACAGUGAGUUGGUAUCCAUUGUAAUAACAGCUUUCAGGUCUCAUCUAUCUCAGAGUCUCGCUAUCACGGCUAGAGGAAUACCCCACUUGGAGGAAGAUGGCCGCCUGCUGCCGAUGCUCAACAACCUGAGCAAGCAGUACCUAGGCCAGGACUACAGCAACAGCAAGAGGUCCGGGAACUCCGCCAUCAACCUUGAAGACAUAGAGAAGUAUUCCAAGCAGUCGUUCCCGCUGUGCAUGCGUCAGCUUCACAUGUCACUCAAGGAGCAUCAUCAUCUACGCCACGGCGGCAGGAUGCAGUACGGGUUGUUCCUCAAGGGUAUCGGGAUGACCUUGGAGCAGGCCAUGACCUUCUGGAGGUCAGAGUUCACACGUAUCAUGGACAUGGACAAGUUUGAUAAGCAGUAUUCCUACAACAUCCGUCAUAACUACGGCAAGGAAGGCAAGCGGGCAAACUACACACCAUACAGCUGUAUGAAGGUCAUUAUGAGCAAUGCACCAGGACAGGGAGAUUACCAUGGUUGUCCGUUCCGUCAUACUGAUGGUGCCUUGUUGAAGCAGCGACUCUCCACCUUUGGGCUGACACAGCAGGGGGUUGACCAGGUGAUGGAGCUGGUCAAGGGUCAUCACUAUCAACUGGCUUGCACCCGAUACUUUGAGCUCUCGCAUAACGUCCCUGAAACUGAGUUUCUUCUCAACCAUCCUAACCAAUACUUUGAGGAGAGCUUGAGGGUGAGAGGAGGGGGCACUGGCAGGAAAGAAGGUUUCUCCUCAACCCCAUCGAACCGAAAACCAGUGUCGCGUUACGCCUCUACACCAUCGCAAAAUACUUCCCAGUCACCAUCAACAGCGCCCUCACAGGCCAAGGUGAAGACAGAGCCUGAAGCCGCGUUUGACGAGAUGGAUAUAUCCUUCGAGGAGGCAGAGGCUCUAGAAAAGGCUCUCCAAGAAGCAACUACUGCUUGAUAAAGAACUAGCCGCUGCCAGCAUCACCUUGUGUUUCAUUUCUUUACUUUUUAUAAUUUCAUAAUAUAGUGUUUCUUUUCUUUUUUUCUUUGCUAAAAACCAGAAACUUUUGCAAAGUACAUCAAAGAAUCGUUAAUGUUUACAAGGAUAACCAAAAGACCAUUUUUUGUAAUGUAGCCAAAUUUGUACUUACCGUAUGUAUGCCUCGAUACAAAUUAUUUCAUUUACACGACUGUUACAAAUAAUUGUAUUUCA
Molecule: messenger RNA, 1947 nt
Organism: Strongylocentrotus purpuratus (purple sea urchin)
Lineage: Eukaryota; Metazoa; Echinodermata; Echinoidea; Camarodonta; Strongylocentrotidae
Product: DNA primase large subunit
Exons: 12
Coding region: 91-1692 (533 amino acids)
Biological process (GO): DNA replication, synthesis of primer
Cellular component (GO): alpha DNA polymerase:primase complex
Source: RefSeq, a predicted model, not a curated record